CAGUGCUCUUGCAGUCUCUCAGACUACACAUUUUCUUUCUCACCGUAGACUUAACGUCACGUCCGCACUUGAACUUGAAUUUUAUCCCAUUGUACAGAGGCAGCCCCAGCCACAGAGAGACAGAGAGCUCCCAGAGACGCAGGACUCCGCCAUCUUCACAGUGAAGAAAAAAAAGGCAGCAGGUCUUGUUUUAUUUGGAAGGAGGCGGCAGUCAGUGUUCUCCCAGUGUCAGACAAGGGGGGCAAGUGCAACGAGUUACAAAGGCUAAAAGUAAUUGGCAUUCCACGCACUAGUAGUGCCAGUACUAAGAGAAAAGAAGGUGUCCAUCGCAUGGCAAACUCAAGUGCGAGUGGACAUUGGAUUUUGUGUUCUGAAACAAAAGUGCAUUUUGCGUGCCAAACACCAAAUCCACAAUUUGGGUGAAGAAAGGUACCCUGCGUACCUCAGCUCUCAAGCACUAGGCAUUGCCUUUUUUUAAAAAUUUAUUAUUUUUUUUUUUUUAGAAAGGUAGAGUGCGGUAGUCUACAAGAUACUGUCAGUCACAGGCAAUUGCGAAAAGGGAUAUUUUUUGCGCUUUUAUACCUGGCUAGAUUUACUGGUAAACCCUAUUGCCAGGUGGUGUGACAUUGAACGUUUUGGCUGGGGACAAAAGACAGUUUUCUUCACAAUUUCCAGUUCUGUUCAACAAGGAAAGACUACUGUACUUGUAAGUCACUGCCUGACACAAAGACAGUUUUCAGCUUUGAUCCAGGGACCUCUAUACAAUCUGAUUGCUCUGGUUUGCAGUCCAAGCAGUGGAGCAGUGCCAGUGUUGGGGAAGUCGCAGGAAAAGUUACUGAAGGGACAAAAAGAAGAAGAAACGGGGGAAAAACCAUCCGAUCCUUCAGAGUACGAGUCUCCGGGCGAUGCCAGUGUAAAUGCCAGGGCAAUGUCCCGUCGCAAGCAGGGAAAUCCACAGCACUUGUCACAACGAGAAAUAAUUACAUCCGAAGCUGACCAUGUGGAAGCAAGGAUCAACGAUGCCGAAGCUCAUACCGCAAUGGACCCGAGUCCCGUUGGUACCGGCGGUGGGGUGGGAGACCAUGACCUCCUGACCUGCGGACAGUGCCAGAUGAAUUUCCCUCUGGGGCACAUCUUGGUUUUUAUUGAGCACAAAAAAAAGCAGUGUAAUGGCCUCAUUAGUGGGCCGGGCUGUUAUGAGAAGAGCCUGGAUAGGGGCAGCCCCUCACCCCAACGCACUGAGCUCAGGAAAGUUGUGGAACCAGUAGAAAUCGGCAUCCAGGUCACACCUGAGGAGGAGGACGAAAGACUGUUGACUCCCACAAAAGGAAUUUGCCCCAAGCAAGAAAACAUCACAGCAGGUAGAGAUGAACCUUCAAGCUAUAUUUGCACAACUUGCAAGCAGCCCUUUAACAGCGCCUGGUUCCUUCUCCAGCAUGCUCAGAACACACAUGGGAUUCGCAUCUACCUGGAGACAAAUCCCUCCAGCAGUUCCUUAACUCCAAGGAUCACCAUUCCUCCACCAAUGGGACCUGAACCUGUACCCCAUUCCCCUCUAACCAGUUUCCUUGGAGACAGCAACCCCUUCCAUCUUCUUCGAAUGACAGGACCUGUGCUUCGGGACCCGCCAAGCUUUCUGGAAAGCCGUCUUCCAAACACUCCCCCUUUUGUCAGCCCUCCACCCCGCCAUCAUUUGGACCCACACCGACUGGAACACCUUAGUGCCGAGGAAAUGGGCUUGAUCUCCCAACAUCCCAGUGCCUUCGAAAGAGUUAUGCGCCUGACACCAAUGGCAAUAGAGUCCCAAUCGAUGGAUUUUUCCAGACGACUCAGAGAACUUGCAGGAAACAGCAGUUCCACCCCACCCCUUUCGCCAAGCCGCACUAACCCUAUGCACCGCCUACUCAACCCAUUCCAACCUAGCCCGAAAUCACCUUUCAUGAGCACCCCUCCACUGCCACCAAUGGCCCCUAACCAUACCACAUCUCCUCAGCCCCAGUUAAAAAGUAAGUCCUGUGAAUUCUGUGGAAAGACUUUCAAGUUUCAGAGUAACCUUGUUGUACACCGGCGAAGUCACACAGGAGAAAAGCCCUACAAGUGCCAGCUCUGUGACCAUGCCUGCUCCCAAGCCAGCAAACUCAAGAGACACAUGAAGACGCACAUGCAUAAGUCUGGCUCAAUGACAGGAAGGUCUGAUGAUGGACUCUCUACCACUAGUUCUCCUGAGCCCGGCACCAGCGAAAUCCCUGGUGAGGGGAUCAAACACAGAGAGUUCAGAAAUGAAAGUGAAGCUUCCCUGGGGCAGGACAAUGAGGAGGAAGAGGAGGAGGAGGAAGAAGAAGAGCUGGAAAAUGAGAGCAGACCUGAGUCAAACUAUAGCAUGGACUCUGAGUUCUAUCGCAAUAGGGAAAAUGGCUCUAAGCCCCCACCAGAUGAAAAGUCAUUUUCUCUAGGCAAGAUCGUGGAAAAUGUGAGUUUAAGUACUAUACAACAGUACAAUGACUUGUUAGAAGACAAUCGUAAAAGAGGCCCCUUUUCCAAAAGGUGUUCUGACGGCCAGCGAGACACAGAAGAUGCAAACUCAGUGGCAGGGGAGAUACAUCGUGUGGAAGAAAGGACUGUGAAUGGUAGAAACUUUGGAUCAGGUGACUCUUUCUCAGGUCUGUUUCCUCGAAAGCCCACCCCUAUCACAAGCCCCAGCUUGUCCAACUCAUCAGCGAAGAGAAUAAAAAUAGAGAAGGACCUGGAAUUGCCACCAGCGCCUCUGAUCCCCUCAGAGAACGUAUACUCCCAGUGGCUAGUAGGUUAUGCAGCUUCAAGGCACUUCAUUAAAGACCCGUUCCUCGGAUUCACAGACUCCAGACAAUCUCCCUUCGCCACGUCAUCCGAGCACUCGUCAGAGAAUGGCAGUCUGCGUUUCUCUACACCACCUGGAGACAUGCUAGAUGGGGGUCUCUCAGGGCGCAGCGGGACAGCGAGUGGUGGCAGCACCCCUCACCUGGGAGGUGGGCCCAGGCCAGGCAGACCCAGCUCCAAGGAGAGCCGGAGGAGCGACACCUGCGAGUACUGCGGCAAGAUCUUCAAGAACUGCAGCAACCUGACAGUCCAUCGACGCAGUCACACAGGAGAGCGACCCUACAAGUGUGAUCUGUGUAACUACGCCUGCGCCCAGAGUAGCAAGCUCACCCGCCACAUGAAGACGCACGGCCAGCUUGGUAAGGAAGUGUACCGCUGUGACAUUUGCCAAAUGCCCUUCAGCGUGUACAGUACCCUUGAGAAACACAUGAAAAAAUGGCAUGGAGAACAUUUGAUGACAAACGAAGUAAAAAUUGAACAAGCAGAGAGAAGCUAAGCCCCCUCCAUGUCCUCCUCUCCACUUCUUGAAAGGAAUCAAGACGCUAGCUGGAUAUUGUUUUUUAUGUUUUUUUUUUUUUUUUUUGUCAACUGCCAACUGAGAAAAAAUUAAAGCCGGUCUAAACUGCCUCACUUGGCAUUUAAUUUUUUAACUAUCUAUCUGAGGGUGAUUUUAAGCAGUAAAGUAUACAUGGAGCCUUUUAACUGUGCAAUAAUUUCUGUAUUUAUUGGAUUUUUGUAAUAAUUUUGGCAUGUGCAGGUACAUUUUUUUUCUGUUUUUUUUAAUUUUAUUUUUUAUUAUUAAUAUUAUUAUUUUUAUUACUGGGUGUCUUUUUGUGUUUUACCCAGUGGAAAUCCUGAGAUGAUUUUUUUUUGAGCGAAAUAGAAAAUCCUUGUUACUUUUAAUUAUAUUUUUGGACCGCUGCUUCUAGCAAAUUGUACAUUUAAGCUACAUAUAUGUAAUUUCUUGAGGAGAAGCUGAAUAUUAUCUACAUAUAUUUUACAAGUGAAACAGAAGCGACAUUUUAAAGAAAAAAGAGCAGACAAGAAUCCUAUAAAGUUGUAGCAUCCUACUAUUUGUAACAAUGGCAUUGAAUAUGUAGCACUGACUGUUUAGUAAUGACAGUAAAAAUUGUAGGGGGAGUUUUAUUUUUAUUUUUAUUUCUAUUAAAUAGCAGGGUUUCCAGAAACAAAUAUCUAAAUUAAUAAAAGAAAAACACUGUAAAAACUGUUAUAGGCAGCUGCUUUUAGGUACAAAGUACCAGACGAAAAAAGAUAUUAUUAGGAAUUUGCUUGUUAUAUAUUGACAUUAAUACUCAUAGUAGAUAGAAUUAUAACAGUUUAUACAUUGCAUUUAAAUUAAAUCCCAUUUAAAGUAAGUUGUAUCUAUUAGCCGAACCUUGGAACAUCUGUAAUGUUUCACAUAACCAUUUGGCAUUAAUUAGAACACCUCAGUUGGAACAGUUACACUGAUUAUAAAUCUGCAUGAAAGGUCCAUAGCUCAGUAAAAAGGUGUCAGUAAGGCCUUUUUUCUUGGCCCAUGGCUGGCUAUUAAAUAAUCAUUUCAUGUUUGUUGUCUGCUCUUUCUGUAUCAUUAUACUUUAAACUUGGCUAGGCUUUAACAUCUAUUUCCAUUGUAAAAAAAAAAAGUUUAAAUUGACUUGGAAGAUGUCCACCAUGGAUAACCCAGAUGACAUCUCAGCUCAAGCCUGCCAUUUUUGCUACAGAAAAAAAAGUUCUGUAGGAACCAAAGGGCCAGGUUGCCUCAUCAAGUACAGUGCUAUAGUAAAGUGCUGUAGUCUAGCUAUCAUUAUUUUCUGUGGGGGGCAUAUUGUUAGUUAAUUCAAGUUUUCCAGACAUUUCAUUUUUCAUGCCAGCCAUGUGCCAAAAAAGUCCUUAUUGACACUCAUCCUUGAAUAGCCAUUUUUUGUGGUUCACUUAUUCAAAAUAAUUAGGAAGCAUAGUUUAGUACAGUAUCUGUAUUUUCCAAGUCCACUCUUCGUAAUUUUUAUGAAUUCUCGCUUCUCACACUGUUGAAACUGCAAGCUACCUAUUAAAACUCAUGGCUUGACAUAUCAUUUUAUAUCUGGUCAUUCAGUUGAGCAGCAAAAAUCUCAGAAAAUAUGUAAGUUAUAUUAUACCAGGCAGUUCCUGGUUUAAAUUAUCAUCUUAAUGCAUAUCUGAUAUAACUGUUUUAGUACAAUAUAUAUAUAUAUAUAUAUAUAUAUAUAUAUAUAUAUAUAUAUAUAUAUAUAUAUAUACUGUACAUUUUCUUUACAUCAGGUUUGAAUAAGAAAUUAUUGUUUUCAAUGGAUACCACAGCUUAUAUUGUUCUAGUUUGGGAAUAGGGGUGGGUAAUUUUGAUAGAAUAACUUUAAUAGCUUUAUUCAGUGAUGUCACCUAAUUAACCAGAUAAACCACACACCUAAUUUAUGGCAUUUGUUUAAUCAAGCAUAAUCUGUAAUAGUAGGUUAAACUGAUCUUCAGUUGCAAAUUUCUGUGAAGAGCCCCUAUUCUUUUAAUAAAGGAAUUGAUUUUUAGAUACCCAUGUAUAACAAAUGAAGUGGUCUGUACAGACUCGGCCUACAGAGGCUGUGUGCGUGCUUUUAAAAUAUAUAUGGUAAAUUAGUGCCUCACUGAAAAAGAUUAUGAAGCUCACUUAUCUGGUUAAGUAGGUUAGAACCCAGCUGAAUCGAGUCAAUGCCAGUUAUCCAGACCAGUUAAUCUCACAGUAGCAGUACCUGAAAAUCUCAUUGAAGCACCUACUUUAAAAUAAGACUAUUUUUUUCUUCUUUUUUUCAUAUAGGACUUCCCAUGAUGUGUAGUUGAACAUUCUAAGGAGUAGCAACUUUAUCACAUAAAGAAUGCACAGCAGAAUUUGAGUUUUGAAAAAAAAAACUAUUGUCAGUAAGCACUGUCAUGCCUAGUGCACCACACUGCAUUAUUUUAAAUAAUGCGUUUUCCCAAUCCAGUCAACUUUUUGAAUUGAUGAUCAUUUACAGAAUAAUUGAAAUAAACUGUUUCUAUUAAGUUGACCCGCACUUUAUAAUUUGUUAUUACAACAACGGCUUCUGAACAAGAAAUUACAGUUAAUAGAUCUAUUUGGCCUUGUAAAAGGGUCAAAGUACAAGGGAGCAUCUGAGAUUCAAGUGUCAGUGUUGCUAAGCAUGGCAUUCACAAUACUGGCACUAUAAAAUGUAAAAUUAAUUUAUUGGGACAGUUUUUGUUCUGCCUUUCAAUUUGACGUGAGUGUGCCUUGAAUACUGAUCUUCCUAUCUGAUGUAUCUUGAUACUUUUGUGAAGCAAAAGGAUUGAGAAAAAAAAUCAAUUAAGUGACAAAAUCCUAGUUUUCAUGAAUCAGAAUAUCAGGCAAGAUGUGAUAAAAAAAAGAUUAAGUAGAAGUACCCAGCACACCUUAUAUAUAUAUUGAAUUCUUCACUUCAGGACAAGACUGCAUCCCUCAAUAGAAAUCGCCGGAGCGAAUUGUAAUACCACAGAUAGUCAAGGAAGAGACUGGACAAAAAUCAGGAACAACAGAAACUUAAAAAAAAAAAUUAGUGCACUCUCUUAAAAUACGUUUACAGUAUUGAAACAAGUACAAGGGUAAAAAAAAAAAAAAUACAUCUGUGUAUGUGUGUUUUGAAUGAUCAAGUAUUUUUUUUCUGAGUUUGCUUAUAAAGUUUCUCUGAAUGCCACAGUGGCAAUGUGUAUCUUGUUUUUUUUGGUGACGGGGUUUUAGUAAAUAUAUAUAAAUAUAUAUUACAAUUUUCUUGUUUACUGUAAAAGUAUACCAGUAUUUGUAAUAUUGGAGAAUGCCUGGGCAUUUUACAAAAACAGAAAAAAAAAGUUUUUAUUUUUUAUUUUCCAGUCAAAUUUAAAUGGUGGGUCUAUUAAAAUGUUUUUUGUCACUGUAAUUGUAGUCUUGAGUUUUAGUAAAACUUUUAUUCUGCCUUGUAAAAAAAUCCAGAAUUGUAAACAAAAUGGGGGGGGGGGGGUGGAUGGGCAAGGUGACCAGCUAUACAAUGUAGAAAAAUCCCUAUUAGAAAAUAUUGCCUAUUGUUAUUGCUUUGCAGGAAAUUAAUCAUAUUCCUGAACUGUACUUAUUUUUCUUCUUAUGGAAUGGAUAUUCUUAAUGGCUGGUUUAAAAUACUUGUGUAGGCACUUGCUGUCUUUUUACUGGAGCUUGUAUUUUUUAAAUUGUAUGCUCAUCCUUUGUGAAAAAGGUAUUCAAAGUACCUUUACUCAUUUUUGGGUAGUUAAUUGAAAAGAAAAACAAUUCUAACAUAGAUCACACAAGCUGCCAUAAUAUAUUUUUUUAAUUUGGCAGGAUAAAAUAUUGCAAAAAUAAUAAUAAUAAUAAUAAUAAUAAUAAUAAUAAUAAUAAUAAUAAUAAUAAUAAUAAUUUGUAUGCUUAAAUGAAUCCUAUUGUACAGAUGGGUUAAAAAGGUUGUUUGACAGCCUUUUGGCUACAAAAAAAAAAAUGCAAAAGUAAAUGUUUUGUUUACUAGUAUUUUGGUUGUAAAUAUUUUUUAUGAUUGCCCUGUUUUUGGUUGUGUUCUGACAGGUACUGGAAGCAACUUUUGCUUUUUGGGCCUACCCUUAACCUUUCUGGGUGUAAAAGACAGACCUGAGUUGCCCCAAAUACAGACCACAAAACUGGUACGCUCUUCUCUAUAGUUAUUAACAUCACGUCAUGAUCAACAGUCAAAACUAGUGGGCUGUGUACGUGGAUUCCAGUUAAAACAGGAAAACAAGGACCUGGGAAUUUGCUAUGCACUGUUGCAACAGUUAUUUGUACCCAUUAAGAAAUGGUGGCACUUAAUGCUUCUUAAUCUGACCAUAAUUUAAAUUCAUAUCAAUUCUCUGCAAAAAAAAAAAAAAAAAAAAUGCUACAAUUUACAAUUUCUGUGCAUUAAUUUGCAGUGGCCCAA
This is a messenger RNA of Acipenser ruthenus (sterlet), 7784 nucleotides long. RefSeq names its product B-cell lymphoma/leukemia 11B-like. The record is from RefSeq and is a predicted model, not a curated record. Gene Ontology annotation, biological process: positive regulation of transcription by RNA polymerase II. NCBI's taxonomy places the organism in Eukaryota, Metazoa, Chordata, Actinopteri, Acipenseriformes, Acipenseridae. The transcript is spliced from 3 exons. Gene Ontology annotation, cellular component: nucleus. Gene Ontology annotation, molecular function: RNA polymerase II cis-regulatory region sequence-specific DNA binding; DNA-binding transcription factor activity. The coding region runs from base 929 to 3352 and encodes 807 amino acids.